Molecule: messenger RNA, 2322 nt
Organism: Salarias fasciatus (jewelled blenny)
Lineage: Eukaryota; Metazoa; Chordata; Actinopteri; Blenniiformes; Blenniidae
Product: matrilin-2-like
Exons: 12
Coding region: 1-2151 (716 amino acids)
Molecular function (GO): calcium ion binding
Source: RefSeq, a predicted model, not a curated record
AUGAGGUCCCUGGCCCUCGGCGUUUUUUGCCUGUUGUGCUGUGAUGCAGUGCGGCUGGACAGACGCCGUCCCACACCCAUCACGGCCAAGAGGCAAAAUGAGAGCAGUGUCCAGACCAACGCGGAGGAGAUUCCCUGCAAAGCCAUCCCGCUGGAUUUUGUCUUCGUCAUCGACAGCUCCAGAAGUAUCCGUCCGAACGACUACGAGAAGGUGAAGACCUUCAUCAUCAACCUGCUGCAGUUCCUGGAGGUGGGCAGCGACGCCACGCGAGUCGGCCUGCUGCAGUAUGGCAGCGAGAUCCAGCCGGAGUUCUCCCUCAACACCUACACCACCAGGGCCGAGGUGGUGCAGGCAGUGAGGGACAUGAAGCACCUGGCCACGGGGACCAUGACCGGUCUGGCCAUCCAGUACACCAUGGAGACGGAAUUCACCGAGGAGAAGGGGGCCCGGCCUCUGAGCAUGCACAUCCCACGGAUCGCUAUGAUUGUGACGGACGGGAGGCCUCAGGACACGGUGGAGGAGGUGGCGGCUCAGGCGAGGCAGGCCGGCAUCCAGAUCUUUGCUAUCGGAGUGGGCAGGGUUGACAUGAAGACCCUGAAGUCCAUCGGCAGCGAGCCGCACUCCGAACAUGUGCACCUGGUGGCGAGCUUCAGCCAGAUAGAAACCCUGAUCUCUGUGUUCCAGUCCAAACUGUGUGGAGUUUCAGAGAUGUGUGAGGUUGUGGACCAUCAGUGCCAACACAUCUGUGUGAGCAGCCCUGUGUCGUACAGGUGCAAAUGCAGAGCAGGAUUCACGCUGAACCCCGAUGGCAAGACAUGCAAAGCGGCGGAUACAUGUGCUGUGGUGGAUCAUGGAUGUGACCACAUCUGUGCUAAUCUGCCCGACGGCUAUGAGUGCCGCUGCCGCCCAGGAUAUCAGCUCACCAUCGACAAAAAGAAAUGCAACAGAAUAGAUUACUGUGACCUGGGGAACCACGGCUGUGAGCAUGACUGUGUCAGCGUCCCAGAGUCCUACAUCUGCAGGUGCAAGAAGGGUUACGUCCUCAAUCUGGAUGGAAAGACCUGCAGCAGGAUCGAUCACUGUGCUGACGGCAGCCAUGGCUGCGAGCAGGAGGCCAUGAACACAGAGGACUCCUGUGUGUGUAAAUGCAGACAAGGAUACACUCUCAAGCCUGAUGGGAAAACAUGCAAGAGAACGGAUCACUGUGCUGACGGCAGCCAUGGCUGUGAGCAGGAGUUCAUGAACACAGAGGACUCCUGUGUGUGUAAAUGCAGACAGGGAUACACUCUGAGACCCGAUGGGAAGACAUGCAAGAAGACCGAUCACUGCGCGGAUGGGAAACACGGCUGUGAGCAGGAGUUCGUGAACACAGAGGAUUCAUGUGUGUGUAAAUGCAGGGAAGGAUUUACGCUCAGGCCUGACGGGAAAACGUGUCAGAAAUCAGAGUGCAGCGAUGGGGUCAUGGAUCUGGUGUUCAUCAUCGACGGCUCCAAGAGUCUCGGCCCUGCCAACUUCGAGCGAGUCAAGCAGUUUGUGAGCGGCAUCGUGGACUCGCUGGACAUUUCCAAGGCGGGCACGCACGUGGGCCUGCUGCAGUACUCCACCAAGGUGCGCUCGGAGUUCAGCCUGGGGAAAUACACCACGGCGCAGGACAUCAAGCGGGCCGUGAGCCGGAUGCAGUACAUGGGGAGGGGCUCCAUGACCGGCUCGGCCCUGCGACACAUGUUUGAGCAGAGCUUCACGGCCAAAGAGGGGGCGAGGCCGAACACCCAGCGGGUCUGCAUCGUCUUCACUGACGGGAGAUCACAGGACGAUGUUUCCGGAUGGGCCACGAAAGCCAAGGACUCUGGGAUCACAAUAUAUGCAUUGGGCAUUGGGAAAGCCAUUGAACAGGAGUUGAGGGAAAUAGCGUCAGAGCCUGAUGAGAAGCACAUGUAUUAUGCUGAGGACUUUGAGAAAAUGGGAGAAAUGACAAAGAAGCUGAAGUCCAGGAUAUGCACAGACAAACCAUCCAAAGAGGACAUGUGUGAGUGCGAAAACGUGAUCAUGUUUCAGCAACAAGUCUCCGAGCAGCUGAAGAACCUGAUGCAGAAUAUUGAAGCUAUGACGAAGAAGCUGGAGACUCUGGAGAAUCAGCUGAAGCACAACUGAACUCUGAGCAGUCCAUCACUUCUCCUUUCACAGGACGCUUCUGAUCCUAAACAAGCCCGGCUGACACAUAUGCAAAUACAAUGCUUUCUACUGAACAUAUUUAUACGCUUUUCAAACAAAUCAAUGUAUUUUUUAUUUGAAAUGUUCUAUUGUAUGUAAUGCCAUUACCCU